AUGUACAGUCCCGAUUCAGACCAUAUAAUUUUGCUAUUCCUUUCUCUAAACGCUUCAGGGGAACUUCCUGAGGAGGAGCUCACCGUACGCCUCUUUUUGCGGCGCGUCUUUUUGGACCCCCUCGGACUGCCCGUGACCGUGAAACCCACUUGGAGUGACCUUGAGGAGGAGCAGGCAAUCAGUUCACCGGGGUCCUGCUCUCGCCCCACCUGCAGCACUUUCCAUUCGGUUGCUUCCACCAGCUCUACCUCCUACAUGUCUUACCAACUGCCGGAAAACACCUUCCAACGUCUUUCAUUCACUUCAUAUCCUGAGGCUAUCUGCAAUUCCAGUGACCCCGCAUUCGCGAAUGUCAGUGGGGAAAGGUGA
This is a messenger RNA of Dibothriocephalus latus, 369 nucleotides long. Lineage: Eukaryota; Metazoa; Platyhelminthes; Cestoda; Diphyllobothriidea; Diphyllobothriidae. The record is from the annotation of a GenBank genome assembly.